Messenger RNA from Caenorhabditis sp. 36 PRJEB53466, 3522 nucleotides. The record is from the annotation of a GenBank genome assembly. Lineage: Eukaryota; Metazoa; Nematoda; Chromadorea; Rhabditida; Rhabditidae.
AUGCUCUACACUGUAAUCAAUCUCUUAGCGUGAGUUUUUGGUGUCCUGGAAAAAAACGUGUUUGGAAAAGAAGGUUUUGUGUGAAAAAUGUGCAUUUCUAGACAAAUCUACUGCAAUGGUCCGAUUCUACAGACGGUGCAAGACUCGCACAUGUUUCCCGACUCGAAACAUUUCGUCGACAUGUCGCUCAAAUAUGAUCCAGGUUGGAGAAAUGAACAGAUUUGCAAAAAAUCCUUUUUUGCUAUCAAAAGAGGAGACGCAUCCAUCAACCGCUCAUCUUUAUGGCCUUCGCGAGAGCGAAACCGGUUGUCGCACUUUGAAAAUCGCAUGAUUUUUGGAUUUUCCCCACACUCUUUGUGCUGGAUUGUUCCGGAAAAAUAGAAAUUUCGGUGCGUCGUGGAGUCAGCUGACAUGAGCUCAGAGAGCUCGAGGUCACCGCUGAAAAGUCAAAAAUCACACGAAAAAUUCGUUUUUUUUAACCAAAACUUCUACUCUGAAGUCACCCGAUUUGAAGAGAGAGAGAUCAUACCAUAAAAGUCUCAUAAACUUUUUUUUCGCUGAUAUGAUGGAAAGAGGAACGUCGUCUUUAGUCGGUAGUCAGACUAAUUGAAAAAGAAAAAGACGACGAUAAUUGAAUUACACUGUAAUUCGGCGCCAUGUGACUUCAAAAUACACAUACGGGGGCACAAACUUUUGAAGAAAAUACACACUUCCUCGUCUCAUGUCUUAGAAAGUCUAGCCUAGAAAUUUCAGCACAAAUGGAGCAUCUUGUCUGGAGAAAUAGUGGUUUUACGAAAUUUUGAGAGAUUUUUGAUUCAUCGGUGCUUGUGUACUCAAGCCAAUACCCAGUGUAUAGAAUCAGUUGAAAAUCUCUCAGUUUUCGCAAAAACCUCUAUAUCUUCAGAUCAGAUGAUAGAAUCGUGCUGAAACGUUCAUGUUAGAUACCACCGAUAAUAGUGCAAAGUCAUUUUUCAGUAACAACACUGCGUCACUUUGACGAGCUCGGCGAUCGAACGUCCGAUCUGAUAAUCCUUCGGGAAUUCGUCACUUCGCACUUCAAUCCGCCGGGAACGGAACUCGUCGAGUGGUUCCCCACCGAUUGGGUCGAUUUCCCGUCGAACUUUCUGAAUAUUCACGAUUACCAUCAUCGUCGGUGGGCGCUCCAUUUGCAUCGCAUCUGGAAGGAUUUGUGCCGGAAGGUGCGCGACGACGUCAAACACCGUCAGGAUCACUAUUCGCUGCUCUACGUGCCGCAUCCGUUUAUCAUUCCGGGCGGUCGCUUCCGCGAAUUCUAUUAUUGGUUUGUCGUCGACGUCUUCUGAAGUAUCAUUAUCAUUAACAUGUUCAGGGACACAUUCUGGAUACUCAAAGGUCUUUUGUUCUCGGAAAUGUACGAGACCGCCCGUGGCGUCAUCAAUAAUCUCGGCUACAUGGUUGAUAAGUUCGUGUUUCGAAAAUUUUGAACUCAAAAACAAGAGGAUUUCCUCCUCUCCUUAUCACUUUUCCAAUUUGAUAAGCCUCCCUCGGGGUCACUUGAUUGAUGGCCGCAAACACGGGCCAGUCAUGUGAUUUCGGACGGAAAAAUGCGUUGGACAACAAGAAGAAUGUUCGUUUUUUUUUCUGGGUUUUCUGAUUCGAUUAGGGUGUGGUACUGGUCCAGUAGGUACUCAUUGUCCUCGGUGCAAAUGGGAUCAGACAUCAACACGAACUAUUUGUCCUUGAAUUGGAUUUCUGAUAAGUGAGCCGUCGAAGCACAAAAAUUUGCCGUAAACAAGAUGCGUGUGUCUUAUCGAUGAAAAUAGAUUUGUCGAUAAAACUUUCGAAAAAACUUUAAAAACACUUUAUCGACAAGAAAAACAUCGAUAAAGCACACAAAGCAAUAGAAAUAGAAGUAAAAAUGUGGAUUUGCAGCCACGGAUUCGUUCCGAACGGAGGUCGCGUCUACUAUCUGACGCGUUCGCAACCGCCGCUUCUGAUUCCGAUGGUCUACGAGUAUUACAUGUCGACGGGAGACCUCGAAUUCGUGAUGCAAAUCCUGCCGACGCUGGAGAAAGAGUACGAGUUCUGGGUGAAGAAUCGGCAGUCGUGGUACAAAGACGGCGACGGCGUGGAGCAGUUCCCGUACUACCAGUACAAGGCCAAACUGAAGGUGCCGCGGCCCGAGUCGUAUCGCGAGGACUUUGAGCUCGCCGAGCAUCUGGAGACCGAGGAAGAGAAGAUCCGGAUGUGGAGUGAGGUCGCGUCGGCCGCCGAGACCGGAUGGGACUUUUCGACGCGCUGGUUCUCGCAGACCGGAGAGGAGAAGCAUCGGAUGGACUCGAUUAGGUUGGGCACGAUUUUCAAUACUUUGCCGGCAAUUCUACCGAUUAUUAUAGGGGCACCGAAUAGAAAGGACGCUCUGUUCGCAAUCUGGCCGAAUUUCUAGUCCGCGAAGUAAUUUUCCACUGAAAACGUGGCCUAACUUUUCAAACUCGGCCCCGAGCUCACUCAAUUUGCACUGCAAAAAGAGUUUCUCAACAGAGCGCCAUUUCUGUUCGGUGCCCCUAUAAUACCGAUUCGGUUUUCUGGAAAUUUUACCGGAAAAUUGCCUAAGCAAAUGCGCUCUACCUACACUUGGGACGAAAAUGAAAAGUGUAAAGUGCUGAGUGAGCGAGUUUGCUUAGCGGAACGGUUAACAAUUACGGAAACUGGACCAGAAUUUGACCUAAGAUUCUAACCGCCUCUUUUCCAGAACAUGGAGUAUAAUCCCGGUCGAUUUGAAUGCGUUCAUGUGCGCAAACUCUCGAAUUCUGGCGAGUCUGUACGAGAUUGCGGGCGAUUUCAAAAAGGUGAAAGUGUACGAGCAGCGGUACACGUGGGCGAAGCGGGAAAUGAAAGAGCUGCACUGGAACGAGACGGACGGUAUCUGGUACGAUUACGACGUGGAACGGAAGACGCACUCGAACACCUAUUACGUAUCGAAUGCGGUCCCAUUGUACGCAAAGUGCUACGAUGACGACGACGUCGCGCCGUUCCGAGUUCAUGAUUAUCUGGAGGUAGAUACUUUUGCAAAAAUGCACAGAUUAUUCAAACGCUUUUAAAUUUCAGAGAGAAGGAGUUCUAAAGUUCAAAAAAGGACUGCCGACGUCUCUGGCGAUGCACAGUUCGCAGCAAUGGGACAGUGAGAACGCGUGGCCGCCGAUGAUCCACAUGGUGAUCGAGGGAUUCCGUACGACCGGCGACCUGAAGCUGAUGAAGGUGGCGGAGACGAUGGCGACGUCGUGGCUCAGGGGCACCUAUCAGUCGUUCAUCCGGACGCACGCAAUGUUCGAAAAGUACAACGUGACGCCGCACACCGAGGAGACGUCUGGGGGCGGCGGCGGCGAGUACGAGGUGCAGACGGGAUUCGGAUGGACGAACGGAGUGAUUCUCGAUCUGCUCGACAAGUACGGCGAUCAGUUCUCCGCGAGCCCGAACUCUUCCGCUUCGGCCGGCUCACUUAGUCUUAUUCUAGCAAGCAUUCUUUUGUACAUUUUGUCUUAA